CGGGUCACGGGAGCUGUCCGCGUCUGUAGUGCUGCUCUGGUUUCAUUGAACGGCUGCGCGUGCGAGUGUGUUUAUGGACGCGAUGGAAGAAGAACUGAAAUGCCCGGUUUGCGGAUCUCUCUUUAAGGAGCCGAUUAUUUUACCGUGCUCUCAUAAUGUCUGCCUGGCGUGUGCCCGGAAUAUCAUCGUACAGACCCCGGAGGGAGAGACCCCUCCGCAGAACCGAUGCUCCGGUGUUGACUAUGACUAUCUGGAUAUGGACAAGAUGAGCAUGUACAGCGAGACGGACAGCGGCUACGGCUCAUACACGCCGUGCCUGAAGUCUCCCAACGGAGUGCGCGUGUUCCCCCCCGCGCUGGUGCACCGCCACUGCUCCAUCACCUGCCCGCUGUGCCACCGCAGCGUGUCCCUGGACGAGCGAGGGCUCCGGGGCUUCCAGCGCAACCGGCUGCUGGAGGCGAUCGUGUCCCGCUACCAGCAGAGCCGCGCCGCCUCCGUCAAAUGCCAGCUGUGCGACCGCAACCCGGUGGACGCCACGGUGAUGUGCGAGCAGUGCGAUGUGUUCUACUGCGCUCCGUGCCAGCAGCGCUGCCACCCCUCCCGCGGACCGCUGGCCAAACACCGGCUGCUGCCGCCGACUCAAGCGCAGGCGGGGACCGCGCAGCCGGCCGGCGCCUCCGCGCGCGCUCAGGCGACAUGCGUGGAUCACGAAGCCGAGAACUACAGCAUGUACUGCGUCAGCUGCAAGACCCCCGUGUGCUACCAGUGUCUGGAGGAGGGCAAACACGGCAAACAUGACGUAAAGCCCCUGGCCGCUGUGUGGAAACAACACAAGUGUCAGCUGUCCCAGGCGUUGAAUGGAGUGUCUGACAAAGCCAAGGAGGCCAAGGAGUUCCUGGUGCAGCUGAAGAACCUGCUUCAGCAGAUACAGGAAAAUGGGGUUGAAUUUGAGGCAUGUCUGGUCGCUCAGUGUGACUCUCUGAUUGAAGCGCUCACUCGGCAGAAGGCCAAACUGCUCACCAAGGUCACAAAGGAGAAAGAGAGUAAGCUAAAGACUGUGAAGGAUCAGAUAACUCACUGCACCAUGAAGCUACGACAGACCACAGGAAUGAUGGAGUUCUGUCUGGAGGUUAUUAAAGAGAACGAUCCCAGUGGAUUCCUACAGAUCUCAGAUGCAUUGAUCAAGCGUGUCCAGGUGUCUCAGGAACAGUGGGUAAAAGGUGCAUUGGAGCCAAAGGUCUGCCCAGAAUUCGCCUUGACCAUCAACACAGACCCUCUGAUGCAGUCGAUUCUCCAGCUGGACUUCACCCAGAAUAAAGCGGAGUCCCCCACAGUGCCUCCUGCACCACUGUUGCAGUUGGAAAAAUGCUGCAUGUGGAACAACAGUGCCACUCUGGCCUGGAGGAUAACUACAGUCCAAGCCCUGCCUGUAGAGGGUUAUGUGCUGGAGCUUGAUGAUGGGAACAGCGGGCCUUAUCGGGAAGUGUAUGUUGGGAAAGAGACCAUCUGUACAGUGGAUGGCCUUCAUUUCAACAGUUCAUACAAUGCUCGAGUCAAAGCGUACAACUCUGCUGGUGUGGGAGCGUACAGCAAGGUUGUCGUUCUGAAGACAUCUGAUGUGGCAUGGUUCACUUUUGACCCUACCUCAGCUCACAGAGACAUUGUCCUGUCCAAUGAAAACCAGACUGUGACUUGUAACAGUUACGAUGAUCGCGUGGUGCUCGGGACGGCUGCCUUCUCCAAGGGCGUUCAUUACUGGGAACUUAGUGUGGAUCGCUAUGACAACCACCCUGACCCCGCAUUCGGUGUGGCCCGGAUUAAUACGAUGAAGGACAUGAUGCUGGGGAAGGACGAUAAGGCUUGGGCUAUGUAUGUGGACAACAAUCGCUCCUGGUUCAUGCACAACAACUCCCACACCAACAGAGCUGAGGGUGGCAUCACAAAGGGUUCGACUGUGGGGAUUCUGUUAGACCUGACAAAACAUACCCUGACCUUCUUCAUCAACAAACAGCAGCAUGGACCCAUGGCUUUCGAGAACCUGGAGGGUGUGUUCAUGCCCGCGGUUAGCCUUAACCGCAACGUCCAGGUGACUCUGAUCACAGGUUUGGAAGUCCCAAAGAGCAUCAUGUGAUCAUCUUGGACCAAUGAGAACAAGCCAGAACCUUCUUGUCAAACAAAUCAGUGCUCUUAGACUGCACUGUCAUACUGAUCUUAAUAUUUUUUCCCCUUAUGAUCAUAUGGGUGAUUUGCAUUUUGGUGUUUACGAAUCAAUCCCAUGUUUAUGGAAAAGCAAACCGUGAUGUCCCUAUGGGGGUCGAAGCUGGAGUCGAACCCCAAAGCACUUUGAAAUAAAGUUCUGCCUGUUUUUCAUACCUCCAGCGAAAGAUUAGCACAGUUUCAAAAAUCUAAUUUGGAUUAAAACCAAUUUAUCAUCCAUUUGAUGUGUUAGCAAUGGAACGGAGUGAUCAAACCCAACCGAUAGUGAUCAAACAACUGCGAAACUAAAGGGGAAUUUGAAAAUGUUUCAGGUUAAUCUCACAUGCUACAUGAAUCUCAGGUUUAAUCACCUUUAAUGUGCUUCAAAAAACCAUGAAUCUUGGGUGCUGGGAUUGAAAAAGUCCCGGUCAAGCCAAAAGCCCUGCGUCAGAUUAUAGUGAAGUUUACAGUCUAUUCAGUUCACAGUUCUAUGAGAAAAAUGUUAAAUCUGAUUGCUAACAGCACAAUCUGAUUCAUAAUUCAUGAUUUUAGCACAAACAGUGCAGGAUGAGUUAAAUGCUGAAGUGUAAUACUUAACGUAUGCACUAUUGUCUUGCAAACAGCACUAAAACACACACACACACACACACAAAAAACUCCAGGUUUACAGAAAUUAAAUAAUACCUGCCAUUAGAGAUAGACUGUGUCCUCACCACCAAGUCUUGGUGCUUAAUAUGAGCCACAAUUGCGAAUACUUAGCCAGAAUCUCAACUCUGAGGUCUCCUUACACUGUGACCGACAUAUUCCUUAAGAGUCUUGAAGUUGAAGUGUGCAAUUUCAACGCUAUCCCGCGACCAAUUCAUACAUAUUUUACGAGGUGGCUAAUUCGUACAAAUUUGUACGACCUCCCUCAUACAAUUUUUUCGUAUGAUUUGUCUAGACCCCUGGUGAUGGGUAGGUUUAAGGGCGGGGUUAGGUGCACGUCAUUAGUUCAAAUUCAUACCAAUUGUGCAACUCGUAAAAUACGUACGAAUUGCCUUGAGAUCGGGCUGGUAAUUUUCUCCUGUCCCAGCUGAAGUAAGCCAUGUUAGGUUGAUUUCGCAAAAAAAGUGUAAACAUUGUCUCAAAACAUUGCUUUGUUUGUUUGUUCUACUCCUAGCAACAACGACUCAACCAAUAGUGAGAGUUUAGGGCGGGGCUAUCUGUAUUUGUGACCAAUGACAAAUGAGUGUAGGGGAAACCUGUUUGAAAACAGUCACUAUUUUUGUAAAUUUAUUUAGUGAUACACUUACACACUUUGACUUUAAAUACAUGACAGACUCAAGCUUCAUACACCUCAUUACAAGUAAAUGAGCACUUCAUGGUUCGAUUUAUCAGCAUUAUUUCCAUCCCGCGCUCUUUAAAGGUUUCCAUGCUUUUUUAGAUUCUGAUGUCGAAAUGUCAAGUCAGAGCAUGUAGUUGGGAGAGAAGAUUGCGUUUGCAUGUUGUACAGCUGUAUAUGGUUAAAGCAUUGAAGCGCGCAUGAGUUACACAUUCAUUAUAUUGAGUUUGUUACAGUGUGAUGACUGGAUUAAACAAGAAUACAGCAUAGACGCAGAGUUUGCAAUCUGCCUCCUAGUGUUUGUUGUGUGGAAUUAUUUAUGAUAACAUAGCUUUGAGUUAAAACCCCCAAAAGCUACGUAACUCCAUAACAGCGCUUUUAUUCUCAUAAAACUGGUCACAGUAAAUGGUAUGAAGAGUCACAUAUGGGCCUUGCAAUAGGAGAAACAAACCUAUGUUCAGUUCAUACCUCUUUUAAAAUUACGAUGGUUUCAGGGUGAAAUAAGAGAUGAAUUAAAUAUAUUAUAUUUAUGUUUAUUAUCCUACCCAGACACUUAUUUACUGGAUUAUGGGAGCAUAUGAUGACCCAUUGGUGAUGUAAAACAUGGGGUGUUGUUGAUAUUUAUAACAUGUUUCUAUGAACAGUGUAAUUAAUGUAAAUAGCCUGAGCUGAUGCUUUUAUUGCGCAAUGAUUACUUAGUUGUCAGAAGUACCAAGCUAAACUGGAACAGCACUAUGUAAAUAAAUAAGAAAUAUUUCAAAAGAGUGGUAAAAUGUAAAAAGUUGUGCUUAAAGGAAUGUUCUGGGUUCAGUCAGGGCCAUUGUCUGCUUGGGACAGCUGGGAAUGUUGUUCCAGGUCAUUUAUCAACAUCUUCACACUACUGUGAUGGCUUUUCAAGUAUAAAUCACAGAAAAAAGUUUUUUUUUUGCAGUAAAACACCAACACAAGAACCAGUACAAUCUCAUGGCAGUUUGUAACUGUUUUGGCAAAAUGGUGACUUAUUCAUAUGAAUUUAUUCAAUCUCACAAGUUUUCAAAGGAUCUAUUUAUGCCCCAGUGAUGGCUAUAUUUAUUAUUAAAUUAAUAAAAUUAAUUUAAUGCAUUUAGCAGACACUUUUAUCCAAAGCAACUUACAAAAUAUUCAAGAUAACAAUUUUCUCCUAACCUGUGUUCCCUGGGAUUCAAACCCACAACAUUGCGCUUGCUAGCGCAAUGCAUUACCACUUGAGCUACAGGAACACUAUAUUUAGGGGUAGGGUUAGAGAUGGACAUUCAUGCUUACUUUUUCAUUAAAACUUUUUAUAUUUUCCCAUUGUACAAAUUCAUAUGAAACCACUACCUGCCAAAGCGAUUGGGCUGUAACUUACACAAUGACAGAAACCUUACACAUGUUAACAUGAGCCCUGAGCAUGUUGAGUCCAACACAAGACCAAAUGUAACCUUCACGUUCAUGUGUUUUCAUGUUCACAGCCAAUUUUUGCUAAUGGCCUUAAUUAUAGAUGAUGAGUCGGAAAGUCAUGUGACUGAAACAGAUGAAUAGCUGAACUUUGAACAUUCCUUUAAAUCCAGUUUACAAUGACUGUUUGGGUGACGCCUGCAAAACUGCCGUCCGUCCAAAAGGAUCUAUACUGCCGAAUUCAUUUUUUUAAUAUCACAAUGAUCCUUUUUUGUUUGUAUUAAAGUAUAUUUAAAAUUCGAUGUCCGUGUACAUAACAGAAUCACUGCUCGUGUAUUGAAUAUGAAACAAAAUUCAGUCAAAGAGCAGUUUGCUGAGACUGGAAUAAUGCCAACAUGAGAACUUGAGAGGGUGCAGUAUAUAUGUAUGUUAAUAAACCAAUUGUACAGUGAUGGAGAAUUCAUUAUGUAGAGCUACAUAUGGAUAUGACCCAGAAUCAUGGGAGAAAAGAUGUGUACUAUCAGGAUAUUUACUUACUCAACAAUAUGGCUGAGGAAGCCAACUUGCAAUUCCUGCCAAUAUUGAACUGCCACAAACUAAAAACUUCAUAUCAGGGGGUUCUUCAACUGUGGUCACCUUUUGCCCUGGGAAAUAUCAGAACCUUUGUCAUUUUCUUAACCAACAAAUGCAAUCCCAUUUCAUCUCAAAUGGAAAUACCAUGUUAAACUUUUUUUAAUUAUUAUUACAAUGGCCCAUCUUGCCACUUUUUUGUAUUCUAAAUACAAUUAGAUAAUAUGGUCAUGCUUUUUUUUUUUUUUGACAACACAACUAUACUUAAUUUUUUUCGGCACUUUGCAUGCAUUUGUAGAAGUUUCCCUUUUAGGCGCAAGUUUGAAAGUGUGGAUCUGGAGAAAAAAUAAAAUAAAAUCUAUGGAUAUCUGGAGUUGUAAAAGUACCAAAAAAAAUAAAUGAACACAAUGAUAGUUUUAAUGUGAUCCAUCAUAUUAAAAAUUUAACAAUCCUUUCAGGCAUAAAAGUGGCCAUAGUUGAAGAAACACCCAUCAACAGAAAGCACAGAUGAAUUCCACUGUAUUAAUUUAUUUUUUAUUUUCCAGAAACAAGGACAUAUAUACGGAGCAAUCCUAUUUUUCCUCCGAUUCUUUUGAAAGCGCAUACAAUGGAGUGCUCUUGAGGGAGUAGUAUGGUGAACAUGACUCUCUGUGAGCGCAACUAUCAUCAGAAAAACUUCUGUAGUCCUAAAAACAGAAAAUCUGCCACACUAACACGUUUUUAAGAAUUUAUUUUUCUAUUUACAGCAUAUGCAUGUGGAUGUACAUUAGUCAGGUGCCCUCAAAUGAUCGCAUUAUGAAAAGUUUGGAAAGGAAAGACUAGUUGUUUUUCAGACGCGUCUUUCCACUGAUCAGCUGACACAAGACACAGCUCUUAGCAUUGUGUAUCAUCAUUUUCUCCUGUAUGUGAUCUCGAGCUCUCAUUUGCUCUUACUAAUGUGAUUUUUGUACAUCAAAACAUUGUACAUGACAUUCUUUUCUUACUACUUGGUGUAGAAGAAAAACGGUCUUUCCCUUUUAAUAAACAAUACAACUGA
Molecule: messenger RNA, 6518 nt
Organism: Carassius gibelio (silver crucian carp)
Lineage: Eukaryota; Metazoa; Chordata; Actinopteri; Cypriniformes; Cyprinidae
Product: E3 ubiquitin-protein ligase TRIM9
Exons: 10
Coding region: 74-2131 (685 amino acids)
Molecular function (GO): zinc ion binding; protein binding
Source: RefSeq, a predicted model, not a curated record